AUAAACAUAUUAGUAGCUAUAAGGUCUAAAAACAAAUACUACGCAAUGCAUCAAUUGCCUUGGGAAACAGAUGCUUAGCAUAAAUAUUUUCGCGGCCUAUAUCACCUGGUUGCACCUUGAGAGUCAGUCGCGAGCUGUGAUCUUUCGAAUGCAGUAGUGUUGUGUUGGCAGCUCGGAGUGAUAUUUACUACAGUGUGGUUAACGUAUAAGGUGUAACUGAUCUGUGAGUAAAAGAGGUGCAACACUGAAAAUGCAUGAAAUUCAAGACAAAGUGUGCUUCGUAACCGGCGCCGCUGCGGGUAUAGGAGCUGUCAUUGUAAGAGCUUUUCUGGAUGAAGGAGCGAGGCAUGUCGCGGCCCUAGACAUCGACACCUCCAACGGCCAAGCACUCCAACAGGACCUGACCAACAAAUAUGGCGAAGGGAAAGUGAGGUUCCAUAAAUGUGACGUCACAACCAAUGAGAUAGAUGCAGUGUAUGACAAUGUUGUCAAUGAUUUCGGUUAUAUAGAUGUAGUUGUCAACUGCGCUGGAAUUAUGAAUGAUAGACCAAAUGCUUACGUGAAGGAAAUUGAAAUCAACGUGACUGCUUUAAUAAGGAGUUCGUUUAAAGCAUUUGAACUGAUGCGCAAAGACCACGGCGGUAGAGGUGGAACGAUUAUCAAUAUAUCGUCAAUCGUUGGCCUGUUUCAAGCUCAUCUUUUACCCGUCUACACUGCUACUAAGAGUGCUGUCUUGCAGUUCAGCAACUGUCUUGGAAUGGACCCACAUGCUUCUCGGUCGGGUGUCAGGGUGUUGACCUUGUGCUUUGGAUGCACCGACACCAGCCUUUUCAGCCUCUCCAAAAUGGGGGCCUUCGAUAAAGAAACCGAUGAAUUACUUGUGGGAAGUCUAGGGAAAUUGCCAAUGCAGAAGAUCGAGUCAGCAGUGGCCGGCCUCCUUACAGCUUACAGAGAAGGUGCCAGUGCGAGCACAUGGCUUGUGACGUCAGACAGACCAGCUGAGGACAUUACAGGCAACAUUUCCAAAGCCUAUGGCAUUAUGAGUCAAGGCGUUUUUAGUUAAGAAGGAUUUAUGCGACUUUUAAAGUUAAAAUAAGAUAUUUGUUUUAUUGUAGUGAUAAAAUUCAUGAUUUAUUUCUUGCGAACAUUCUUACCAAUGAUGGAAUUGCUCAUUAUAAAUAGAAACAUGAGCAAAUAAAUAAUUUGUGAAAACGUUUCGAUAAGUUACGAGACUUACAACCAUUUUAGCAUAUGACUCAUCACUAAGGGCCGUAUGAUGCACAAAAAAAAAGAUUAGGUAUUUAAAAAGGUAAACAAUCUUGUAAUGGAGAAUUAAAAUCAAGAUGAGACUUAUGAUUAUACAAACACAUUCAAUAAAUAAACGAUUGUUUUAUUCCAGUGGUAUAUUAAAAUUUGAUUUCUAAAUCUUUGUAGUAGUUUCACAUAGUUUUUUUUUUAAUGAGUUUUCACACAAAAGUACACCGGGAUUGCUUACCUCUUUUAGGAAUUAGAUACCUAACCUAUCAGCAAUUUUGGUUAUUGUUGUAUUGAAGAGGCAAAUAGACAUUUAUCAAUGUCACUUAGUUAAGCUGAAACUUGGAUGUAGUCGUUUGUGAUGUUCUUAAAUAUAGCCUUGUGUUAUAACAUUUUA
This is a messenger RNA of Trichoplusia ni (cabbage looper), 1651 nucleotides long. Its product is annotated as 15-hydroxyprostaglandin dehydrogenase [NAD(+)]-like. Gene Ontology annotation, molecular function: oxidoreductase activity, acting on the CH-OH group of donors, NAD or NADP as acceptor. Lineage: Eukaryota; Metazoa; Arthropoda; Insecta; Lepidoptera; Noctuidae. Gene Ontology annotation, cellular component: cytoplasm. The record is from RefSeq and is a predicted model, not a curated record. The coding region runs from base 251 to 1063 and encodes 270 amino acids. The transcript has 6 exons.